ACUAAGUCUUGGGUUAUCCAUAGUUAAUGAUUAGCUGUGCUCUCCAUGAAGACUGUGGGGAUUCCAGGAGCUGUCUGCUCAGGAGGAGGGUGGACCAAGAGAUCCGUGGAGAAACUUCCCAAAGGACUUUGCAGAUCUGACCAUGUAUUGGCUGCGGAAACUCCAGGGUCUCUGUAUCCUAUGGAGGACCCAGAUCUCUAGUCGUACUGUCCACCUCCAUACCAAGCAACUGGCAUCCCUGCGGUGGGGUCACCAGGAGGUCCCUCCCAAGUUUAACUUUGCUAGUGAUAUGAUUGAUCACUGGGCUGGCAUGGAGAAGGCUGGCAAGCGACCUCCAGGCCCAGCCCUAUGGUGGGUGAGCGGUGAUGGAAAUGAAAUAGUGUGGAACUUCAGCCAACUGAGUGAACUCAGCCAGCAGGCAGCCAAUGUCCUUUCAGGGGCAUGUAGCCUGCAGCGUGGGGACCGUGUGGUGAUGGUGCUGCCCCGAGUGCCUGAGUGGUGGCUAGUGACCCUGGGCUGCAUGCGAGCAGGCCUCGUCUUCAUUCCCGGGACUAUCCAAAUGAGAACCAAGGACAUUCUCUAUAGGCUGCAGGUGUCUAAAGCCAGGGCCAUCGUGGCUGGGGAUGAAGUGGCCCAGUUAGUGGACACCAUAGCCUCUGACUGCCCUUCUCUGAAAACGAAGCUACUGGUGUCUGAGAAAAGCCGGGAUGGGUGGCUAGACUUUAGGACACUACUGCGAGAAGCAUCUACCACUCAUUGCUGUGUAGAGACAGGAAGCCAAGAAGCAGCUGCCAUCUACUUCACCAGUGGGACUACUGGCCUUCCCAAGAUGGUGGAACAUUCCCACUCAAGCCUGGGCAUGAAGGCCAAAAUGGAUAUUGGUGUUUGGACAGACAUGCAGCCUUCUGACAUAAUGUGGGUCAUAUCAGACACAGCUUGGAUAUUGAACAUCAUAGCUUCAUUUCUGGAACCUUGGGCAGUAGGAGCAUGCUCAUUUAUCCAUCUCUUGCCAAAAUUUGACCCAGUCAUCAUUCUAAAGGUGCUGUCCAGCUACCCAAUCAACAACUUUAUAGGAGCACCCAUCAUUUACCAGAUGUUGAUACAACAGGAUUUUUCUAGUUACAAGUUCCCACAUCUACAGAACUGUUACACUGGAGGGGACACUCUCCUUCCAGACAUUUUGGAGAACUGGAGGGCUCGGACAGGAUUGGACAUCCGAGAAUUGUAUGGCCAGACGGAAACGGGAGUAACUUGCAGAGUUUCCAAGAACAUGAAAAUCAAACCUGGUUACCUGGGAACUGCUAUUCCUCAUUACGAUGUGCAGGUCGUGGAUGACAAGGGCAAUGUCUUGCCCCCUGGCAUCGAGGGAGACAUUGGCAUCAGAGUAAAGCCUAUCAGGCCUAUAGGCAUCUUCUCUGGUUAUGUGGACAAUCCUGAGAAGACAGCAGCCAACAUUCGAGGGGAUUUUUGGAUACUUGGAGAUCGGGCAAUCAAGGAUCAAGACGGCUAUUUCCGGUUCAUAGGCCGGUCAGAUGAUAUCAUUAACUCCAGUGGGUAUCGGAUUGGGCCCUCAGAGGUGGAGAAUGCACUGAUGGAGCAUCCUGCUGUAAUUGAGACAGCUGUAAUCAGCAGCCCAGACCCUGUCCGAAAAGAGGUGGUGAAGGCAUUUGUAGUUCUGGCCCCACAGUUUCUGUUCCACAACCUGGACCAGCUCACCAAGGAGCUACAGCAGCAUGUGAAGUCAGUAACAGCCCCAUACAAGUACCCAAGGAAGGUGGAGUUUGUUUCUGAGCUGCCCAAGACUAUCACAGGGAAAAUCCAGCGGAAGAAGCUUCGAGACAAAGAGUGGAAGACAUCCAGGUAGAUGGACAGUGGCAGAGUCCAGCAGAAUCCUGGAUCUUAGGAAGGAAAUGAAAAGUCAACGCACUUCAUCUUACCCCUGGUCAGACCUCCAUACAGACAGGCUUGCGCCUGUGGUUAGGACAUUGGAGGCCUCCUCAGGUCACCUCAAACCUCAGGACACACAUGACCAGAGGAGGGGACUAUCCACUAUUGAGUGCUUUCCAUAUGCCAGACACUGUCCUAAGCAUUUUAUAAAUACUAUCAUGUUUCACCUCUGUGUGGCAUCUACAACCUUUGGUACAUAGGUGUGGGAACACUAUAGGAACCUCAAAAAAGUGUCCCUUCCCCAUGGCUCAUGUUUGUGGUAGUAUCUACUCUUCCUAGAAUCAAGUAAUUGUUGGGCCAGUGGGAUCAAGGGGGAUCAGGAGGCACCAACAAAAUGGCGGCAGACCCUGCAUCUUGUUACCCUCCCCUCAGAACUUUCCCACCACCAGCAGACCGCCCAUGGACACAACAUCAGGUGGAGACAGGACCUAUGCAGGAAACCUGAACCACACCUUACCCAAACCCCAUAUAAGGGCAUAAGCAGUUAUCACCCCAUACAGACACAACUCCCCACCCCUCCCCCCUUAAAAGCUCACAUGUACUCCCUUUGGGCACGCCUUCCCUGGCCCAUGACUCCCCACUCUCUCCCUCUCCUGUGGGCCACGGAACCUUGCCUGAGAGCACAUCUCAUUAAAAGCUUGCCUCAACCAACUUUUGCCUGGCCUCUCUAUUUCAUUUCACUACCAAUUGGAUUAAACCUGACAUUUGGUGGGGAAACCCAGGAGGAGAUCAAGGCCGCACUCUGGUGGGGAACCUCUCUCCUCUCAUCACCAGGACCUUGUCUGAACCCAAUGCCUUGGAUUGGGCAGUUCCCCCAAUUCUGUGCCCCUGUCCAGGUGGUACUGCCUGAAGCCACAGCCACACCAGGGCAACUCCACUGAGCCACCGGGUGGCUUUCCAUUGGUCCCUAGAGAUCAGGAGACAUCCUCAUCCUCAUGGUGACCUGUUUCUGUCCGUGACCCUGAGCUGCAAAUGGGGACACCGGUUUUCAGUGUCUGGGUUACCUGUCAGGAAUCGUGGGAACUGCCCAAUCCAAAUUUGACCCCCAAAACUACCUUGGGUUGUCUACUGGCCAAUUUUGAAACUCUGGGGUUCUCACAGGAUCUCAGAAAAUGGCGACUUACCAGACCCUUACAGAUCUGAACAACCUUUGUCAACGCCAGGGUGAAUGGUCUCAGGUCCCUUACAUUCAGGCUUUUUGGAACCUCUGCUCUCGUUCUUCCCUCUGUUCCACUGACUGCACAAGUCCUUCUGGCAUGGGCGCCACCUUCUUCUACCCACAAAACAAAAGGCCCUGAUUCCUAUCAUCCUUCCCCCCUCUCAGAACUUCUUGAGGGUCUCACUGGUCCCCCAGUCAGGGGAAUCCCUACCCCUCCUCCUCCCUACUCGAAACCUUCUGCCCCCCCUCCCUCUCCCUCUGCAUCCCAAACACCCUUACCUAUCCCCGACCCUCAGCCUUCACUUCUUGCCUCCCCUCCAGGCUCUACCCAUACAAGAUCUCACAGGGUCUCUUCCUCCCCUGACCUACUCUGUCCCUUACGAGAGGUGGCGGGUGCAGAGGGCAUUAUACGUGUUCACGUCCCAUUUUCACUCCAAGAUCUUUCCCAAAUCUAGAAACAGCUGGGCUCUUACUCUGUUAACCCAGGAAACUAUAUCAAGGAAUUCCAAUAUUUGGCCCAGGGAUAUGGCUUGACUUGGCAUGAUUUGCAUGUUGUCCAGACCACCACCCUUACAACGGAGGAGAGGGAACAUAUUCAGGCUGUUGUCCAAGAACACUCAGACCAGGUCCAUUUGACCAAUGCCACUAGCCGGUGGGUGCUCAGGCAGUUCCCGCUGGGGAUCCUGGAUGGGAUUAUCAGACUGGCCAAGAUGGCCGCUGCCACUGCCGCUGCCGCUGCCACCACAUGGUCCAUUGUCUUAUCGCUGAUAUGCUGGGGGCCUCUAACAAGGCUAUCAACUAUGAUAAACUCUGGGAAGUUGCUCAGAACCCAGAUGAAAACCCUGCAGUUUUCCUUAAUAAGCUCACUGAGGCCUCAACCCAGUACACUGGCCUGGACCCAGCCUCCCCAGAAAAGCAGAAAUGAGCGGUCUUUUUCCUCCCUAGCUGGGGCUACUGUCUUGGUGACCCAUUUUAUCUCUCAGUCCUCCCCUGAUAUCAUAAAAAAUUUUAAAAGGUCGAGGAGGGUCCUCAAACUCCCAUUCCUGACCUGGUGAAAAUGGCAUUUAAAGUCUUUAACACCCGAGAGGAAGCGGUUGAACUUAAGAGGCAGGCUAGACUCCAGCAAAAGGUCCAACUCCAAACCCAAGCCUUGGUAGCAGCCCUGGCGGGCUCUGGAAGCCAACAGAAAGGGGAAAUCAACUACACCCCGCCUGGGGCUUGCUUCAAAUGCGGAACUGAGGGACACUGGGCCCAUCAAUGUCCCAAUCCCAAGGAGCCAACAUGGCCAUGCCCUCAAUGCAAGAUGAUGGGCCACUGGAAAUCUGACUGCCCCAGUCUUGGAGGAUCCUCGGCACCUCCACGAGGUGGAAACCCUGAGCCGGUAAGUCCAGCCUUCCAACUACUCAGAUUGGAUGAUGACUGAUGGGGCCCAGACUCCGACACCUCCCCUAACCCAGGCUGAGCCCAGGGUCAUGCUCCAGGUAGUGGGUAAGUCCAUCUUUUUCCUGUUGGACACGGGGUGACCUACUCUAUCUUGCCUUCCUACUCAGGUGCCAGUUUCCCCUCUCCAAUAGCGGCGGUGGGAAUUGAUGGCACCUCCUCCAUUCCACAAACUACCCCACUCCUCUCUUGUGGCCUGGAUGAGUUCCCUUUCUCACAUUCCUUCCUUAUAAUUCCUUCCUGCCCCGCUCCUCUCCUCGGCCAGCCAGGAUAUCCUACACAAACUCAAGGCCACCAUUCGUCUUUCUCGCUCACCAUUUCUUACCCUUAAUCUCUCCUGAUCCCUCCCCACCACCCCAUCUCCCUUUACCCAUUAACCCCCAAGUCUGGGAAACCUCUAAACCAACUGUGGCCACUCAUGACCCCCCCAGUAAAAAUCCAGUUAAAAGAUCAAACCUCCUUUCCUUCUCAUCCCCAAUUUCCAAUUUGGAAACUCACCAACGGGGUCUUAAAUCUAUUAAUUUGUCCCACUGCUUAGCCCCCGGUAGGCGUUCUGCUCCCUAAUCAUUUAACUGCACCAACCCCACACCCACACCUCCGGGACCUUCUCCCUCUCUCCACAACAUUUCCUUAUUCACCGACCCUCUCAACCACCAAUUCCCUUUCUGUUAUUCCACCCCUAACUCUUCCCUCUGCAAUGUCACCCUGUCUAAUGUUACCUCUCAUCACGCCCCUAUUGGCAGUUGCUUAGGUGCAAUGGCACCCUUUCUAAUUCUCUCAAUACCUCUGCCUCUCUCUGUUUGCCUGUCUCCUUGGUUCCAUGAUUAACUAUCUAUAGUCAAGCAGAAUUAGCCCUCCUUGCCAGGGCCCCCCAAAAGCAGAAACGAGUGGUCUUUUUCCCACUAGUUAUCGGAGUCUCCCUGGCCUCAACCCUGGUGGCCACGGACUGGGGACGAGGGCCUUAAUCCACUCUGUAUAUUCCACCAGGGACCUAUCUGAAAGGCUUCAAAUAGCCAUGGAGGCCUCGGCAGAGUGUCCAGCUUCCCUACAACACCAGGUAACAUCAGUGGCUCAAGCUGAGCUCCAAAACUGACAGCCUUGGACCUCCUCACCACAGACAAGGGUGGAACCUGCAUGUUUCUCAACGAAGAAUGCUGUUACUACAUCAGUGAAACAGGUGUAAUUGAGGCCAAUCUCCACACCCUUGCCAAAGUUCGUGAGUCUCUCCAAACCCGGUACCACCGGGGCGGUCCAACUACACCCCAAUGGUGGCAGGCCACACUAACUGCAUGGCUCCUCCCCCUCCUAAGCCCAUUCCUAAUCAUCAGCAUAUUAUUAACAGUGGCCCCUUGUGUUCUCCGAUUUAUCCAGGAACGAGUUCGAGAAAUGUCUUGAGUAUCUGUCAAUCAACUCCUCCUACACCUGUACUCCCACUUCACCACUUCUGAGGGACCCCAGGAUGCCCCCUACUCAGCAGGAAGUAGCCAGAUCUGAACUAAUGCCCUAUAACCACAAAAGGAUCGGAAUGUUGGACCGGUGGGAUCAAGGGGGAUCAGAAGGCACCAACAAAAUGGCGGCAGACCCUCCAUCUUGUUACCCUCCCCUCAGAACUUUCCCACCACCAGCAGGCUGCCCAAGGACAAAUCCUCAGGUGGAGACAUGAUCUAUGCAGGAAACCUGAACCACACCUUACCCAAACCCAUAUAAGGGCAUAAGCAGUUAUCACCCCAUACUGACACAACCCCUUACCCCUCCCCCCUUAAAAGCUCACAUGUACGCCCUUUGGGUAUGACUUCCCUGGCCCAUGACUCCCCGCUCUCUCCCUCCCCUGUGGGCCACAGAACCUCCCCCGAGAGCACGUCCCAUUAAUAGCUUGCCUCAACCAACCUUUGCUUGGCCUAUUUCAUUUCACUACCAAUCGGAUUAAACCUUACAGCAAUAAAAUCAUUUUUA
Molecule: messenger RNA, 6499 nt
Organism: Nyctereutes procyonoides (raccoon dog)
Lineage: Eukaryota; Metazoa; Chordata; Mammalia; Carnivora; Canidae
Product: acyl-coenzyme A synthetase ACSM2A, mitochondrial-like
Exons: 15
Coding region: 143-1864 (573 amino acids)
Biological process (GO): acyl-CoA metabolic process; fatty acid biosynthetic process
Cellular component (GO): mitochondrial matrix
Molecular function (GO): fatty-acyl-CoA synthase activity; fatty acid ligase activity
Source: RefSeq, a predicted model, not a curated record